AUGAAGGGUCAUGUCAUCCUCACCUCCCUGAUGGACGGCAGUAAGAACUCCUCUCUGUGCUUUCCUAACCAUAACUUCUCCUGCAGGAAGCUGCUGCUGCCCCUCUCUGAGACUGGUCUGUUCCACACAUUGCUGACUCUCAUCUCCCUGCUCACUGUAAUGCUCAACCUGCUCGUCAUCAUCUCCAUCUCCCACUUCAGGCAGCUGCACAACCCAACCAACUCCCUGCUCCUGUCCCUGGCUGUGUCUGACCUGGCGGUGGGGCUGCUGGUGAUGCCCAUCGAGGGGCUGCGGUACUUGGAGACAUGCUGGCUGCUGGGGAGACUGAUGUGUGCUCUGACUCCUUAUGUCUUUUACUGUCUGAUCUCUGCCUCUUUGGGCCACAUGGUGCUUAUAUCUGUAGAUCGCUAUGUGGCCAUCUGUGACCCACUCCUUUACCCCACUAGGAUCACAAUGAUUAAUGUGAAGAUCUGUGUUUCUCUCUGUUGGGUCUGUUCGCUGCUCUACAACGGAUUGAUCCUGAUGGGACACUUAGGCCAGCCAGAUAGGUUCAGCACCUGUCACGGGGAGUGUGUUGUAGUUAUCAGCCGAAUUUCAGGAACUGUUGAUCUCUUCAUCUCCUUCAUAGCACCAUUUACUGUCAUGGUUGUUCUUUAUUUCAGAGUGCUUCUGGCUGCUCUCUCACAGGUGCGUCUCAUCCGUUCACAGACAGCGGCUACAGCUGUAAAAUCAGCUCAAGCUGUAACAAGAUCUGAGUGGAAGGCAGCCAGGAGCCUCGCCAUUGUAAUUGUUGUGUUUAUAAUGUGUUAUUGUCCUUAUUUUUAUCCUUCUUUUGAUGGCACGGACACAUCCAACAGCUUGUCCUACUUCGCUGCUCUGUCUUGGAUCUUGAUGCUGAACUCUUGCAUGAAUCCUAUCAUUUAUGUUUUGUUCUACCCCUGGUUCAGAAAAGCUAUCAAACUUAUCCUAACCCUAAAAAUACUGCAGCCUGACUCCUGCGACAUGAAGAUGAUGUAGGUAGAGCUGACCACAGAUCAGAUGUGUGAUUGUUUUUCAGUGAUAAAGAUUUUAAAGAUGCUCACAUUUUAUACUGUGUGAUCAGACUUCAUGUGCAUUAAGUUAAACAAGCAGCAGAGGUUUCUAUAGCUGCCAUGUUUUUAAUGAAUCUCACAUGAACAAAGACGACCAAAUAGGAACAUUUCUAGAAGGAAAACUAUUAUGACACAGAGCCUUUAACUGUGCGGUUUUGACCUGUUCAUGUAUACUUUAUA
This is a messenger RNA of Girardinichthys multiradiatus, 1271 nucleotides long. Its product is annotated as trace amine-associated receptor 13c-like. NCBI's taxonomy places the organism in Eukaryota, Metazoa, Chordata, Actinopteri, Cyprinodontiformes, Goodeidae. Gene Ontology annotation, biological process: G protein-coupled receptor signaling pathway. Bases 1 to 1017 code for a protein of 338 amino acids. The record is from RefSeq and is a predicted model, not a curated record. Gene Ontology annotation, cellular component: membrane. Gene Ontology annotation, molecular function: trace-amine receptor activity. The transcript has a single exon.